AUGGCUGAUCAAAAUAGUACUGGUUCUCCUGGAAGUUCCAUGCAUGGCGUUACCGGCAAAGAGCAAACUUUUGCCUUCUCAGUUAAAUCCGAUCCCAAAAUCCCCACAGACACAACAGCAAAAUUCGCUUUACCAGUUGAUUCAGAACACAAAGCUAAAGUCUUCAAAAUCUUCUCUUUCGCAAAACCCCAUAUGACAACUUUCCACCUUUCUUGGACUUCAUUUUUCACUUGUUUUAUCUCCACUUUUGCUGCUGCUCCACUUGUCCCUAUUAUUCGUGACAACCUUAACCUUAAAAAAAGCGACAUAGGAAAUGCUGGAAUUGCUUCUGUUUCUGGUAGCAUUUUUUCUAGGCUUGUUAUGGGUGCAGUUUGUGACUUGUUAGGUCCGCGCUACGGUUGUGCUUUUCUUAUGAUGCUAACUGCUCCCACUGUAUUUUGCAUGUCGUUUGUAUCGUCCGCUGGUGGUUACGUUGUUGUUAGGUUUAUGAUUGGAUUUUCUUUGGCUACGUUUGUUUCGUGCCAAUAUUGGAUGAGUACUAUGUUUAAUAGUAAAAUUAUUGGACUUGUUAAUGGUACUGCUGCAGGGUGGGGAAAUAUGGGUGGUGGGGUGACUCAAUUGCUUAUGCCGUUACUUUAUGAGUUAAUCCGCCGUGCCGGAGCAACUCCGUUCACGGCGUGGCGGAUUGCGUUUUUUGUUCCGGGAUGGUUGCAGGUGAUCAUGGGUUUAUUAGUUUUGGGACUAGGUCAAGAUUUGCCUGAUGGAAAUCUUGGUACUUUACAAAAGAAAGGAGACGUUCCAAAAGACAAAUUUUCUAAGGUGCUUUGGUAUGCUGUGACAAACUACAGAACAUGGAUUUUUGUACUUCUAUAUGGCAUGUCACUAGGUGUGGAAUUAACCACUGAUAAUGUGAUUGCAGAAUACUUCUUUGACAGGUUUAACCUAAAGCUUAGGACGGCCGGCACAAUUGCUGCAACAUUUGGCAUGGCAAACUUAGUAGCUCGACCAUUAGGAGGCCUAAUGUCAGACAUAGCAGCAAAGAGAUUCGGAAUGAGAGGCCGUCUUUGGAAUCUAUGGAUCCUCCAAACAUUUGGAGGAGUUUUCUGUAUUCUUUUGGGCAAAUCCAACAAACUUUCAAUUUCAAUCUUAUCAAUGAUACUUUUCUCAAUUGGUGCACAAGCAGCUGCUGGUGCAACAUUUGGUAUUAUUCCCUUUAUUUCAAGACGUUCUCUUGGUAUUAUCUCUGGAUUAACUGGAGCUGGAGGAAAUUUCGGUUCAGGAUUGACACAACUUUUGUUUUUUACUCGAGCUAAUUAUUCAACUUCUACUGGAUUGUCAUUUAUGGGAGUAAUGAUUGUGGUAUGUACACUUCCUGUUACGUUAGUACAUUUUCCACAGUGGGGGAGUAUGUUUUUACCCCCUAGUAAAAAUGUUGGGAAAUUUAGUGAAGAGUAUUAUUAUGGUUUGGAGUGGAAUGAGGAGGAGAAGUUAAAAGGGUUGCAUGAGGGAAGCUUGAAAUUUGCGGAGAAUAGUCGGUCGGAAAGAGGCCGGCGGGUGGUUUCUGUAACAUCUCCGCCGGAUGCUACACCACCUACUGUAUAA
This is a messenger RNA of Nicotiana tabacum (common tobacco), 1602 nucleotides long. Its product is annotated as high-affinity nitrate transporter 2.1-like. Gene Ontology annotation, molecular function: nitrate transmembrane transporter activity. Gene Ontology annotation, biological process: transmembrane transport. Lineage: Eukaryota; Viridiplantae; Streptophyta; Magnoliopsida; Solanales; Solanaceae. The record is from RefSeq and is a predicted model, not a curated record.